UGUGGCGGCGCAGCUUGCCCCGCGGUCCCCUUAUUUGGAUCUGCGGGAAUGUAGGCUGGAGCGGUCCUGCCGCGGUACCAGCCUCCAUCCUGCCCCCGGGACUGCCCCUGACCCAGGCGCACCCGCUGCUCGGUGGCAGGAGGGCCGGCGGAGCGCCAUGGCCUGCAUCCUGAAGAGAAAGUCUGUGAUUGCUGUGAGCUUCAUAGCAGCGUUCCUUUUCCUGCUGGUCGUGCGUCUUGUAAAUGAAGUGAAUUUCCCUUUGCUACUAAACUGCUUUGGACAACCUGGUACAAAGUGGAUACCAUUCUCCUACACAUACAGGCGGCCCCUUCGAACUCACUAUGGAUACAUAAAUGUGAAGACACAAGAGCCUUUGCAACUGGACUGUGACCUUUGUGCUAUAGUGUCAAACUCAGGUCAGAUGGUUGGCCAGAAGGUGGGAAAUGAGAUAGAUCGAUCCUCCUGCAUUUGGAGAAUGAACAAUGCCCCCACCAAGGGGUAUGAAGAAGAUGUUGGCCACAUGACCAUGAUUCGAGUUGUGUCCCAUACCAGCGUUCCUCUUUUGCUAAAAAACCCUGAUUAUUUUUUCAAGGAAGCAAAUACUACUAUUUAUGUUAUUUGGGGCCCUUUCCGCAAUAUGAGGAAAGAUGGCAAUGGCAUCGUUUACAAUAUGUUGAAAAAGACAGUUGAUAUCUAUCCGAAUGCCCAAAUAUAUGUGACCACAGAGAAGCGCAUGAGUUACUGUGAUGGAGUUUUUAAGAAGGAAACUGGAAAAGACAGAGUCCAGUCUGGCUCGUAUCUCAGCACAGGGUGGUUUACCUUCAUUCUGGCCAUGGACGCCUGUUAUGGCAUUCACGUCUACGGGAUGAUAAAUGACACCUACUGCAAGACAGAAGGGUAUAGAAAAGUCCCCUACCAUUACUAUGAACAAGGAAGAGAUGAGUGUGAUGAAUAUUUUCUUCAUGAACAUGCCCCAUAUGGGGGUCAUAGGUUUAUCACUGAAAAGAAAGUGUUUGCUAAAUGGGCCAAGAAGCACAGGAUAAUAUUUACACAUCCAAACUGGACAUUGUCUUGAUAAUGGUUUUUCUGAUCUUGCCACAUCACUUAACGUGAUCCCCAUACUGCAACUGUGAUGCUGAUGAUGCUAAUGGAGAUGAUGGUAACGAUAAAGACAACAACAAUGAUUAUCAAGUUCCUGUACACUCUCAGAUGUGGAUGGUGACUCUGCUAGUAAUUUAAACUCAGCAUUUCAUGGAGGAUGGUUGUGCUCAUGAUGUUCUUUCUGGAGGUUCAACACCACAUACCGCACUUUAUAAUUUAACUGGAAUUGAGAUGAAGGCCAGUGACAUGACAACUGUGACCUAAGAAAUGGGAAGAUUAUCCUUCGAGAUAGCUGCCUAGAAUUGUUCAACAGUGAGUAACUUCCAAAAGCCAAAAGAGUUUGGCCUCAUGAGGCGAGGUGAUUGACUCAAUGGCUUCUUGAAUCUCAGCAGCUCCGCCAUCUUGAAGAAUGAUUGAUUUUCAAACACUGACCCAAGAACUGCUAUCAGGGUGCAAGUAUCUUACUAGUUAGCCUAAGGACGGGAAAAUAUCACUUCCUAAUAUACCAUCUUUCUACAGUAUUUCCUACAGCUAAAGCCUCAGGCCAUUGCCUAAUUAACAAUGAAGAUUUCAUGGACGUCCUACACUUCAGGAUUACUUGACUAUCACAAACACAUAAAUCAAAAUGGGCUAAGUAGCAAAUCUUGAUGAAUUUCCACUCUUACCAUCCAUUCUUACUACCAACAAUAUAACUGAACAUGUGAUUAGAAUGAUCUAUAUUAAUUUUUAGUUAUUUUUGGUUGAGUCUUAAAUAUUUCGGAAGACUACUUAAUAUGUAAGAUACCAACUUCAACACUGUAGUAACAUAUACUGUGAAAAUAUUCCUAAAACAUAACCAAAGGGUUUACUAACUCUGCUUCAACAUCCAACAACACAAAACCGUAUGAUUUUUAAAAUCAUGAAACACAGAAAGCAAAGCAUAUUUUUACAUCAAUUUGUAUCCUAUCAUACUUCAUAAUAUAUAUUUGUAUAUUCAAAUUUCUAUUUUAUAGGCCCAAGAUGUGUUUCUCUAAACAUUACAUUCUCAUUGCCAAGUGCCAACUGUUAGACAUGGAGAGGAAAUGAUUCCUUAUAUUAAACCUGACCAGAGCUUUUGCCUUGUAGGAAUUUAUUUUUCCCAUAGUGUGUCAGCUGUUAUGCCACAAUAACAACAAUAAUAAUAACCUUAAUGUCCAAGGUACUUUGUCAUUUACAGUCCUUUAACAUCUGUUAUACCAUGUGAUGCCCCUGAACACCCCAUUGGACUAUUGUCUGUGUAUUCUGCUAGCUCUUUAGCAGAUGAUCUGUAAUUUGGUCAUUGUUCUGUUAUAUUCCAGAUUGCUCUACUUGCUAAUAUUUGUAUAGAAUAGAAUUUAUGUAAACUAGUAACCAGUUGAUCUCUGUGCCAAAUACAUUAUAUCAGGAUUACACAAAAAGUAUCACAAAGGAUGGUCUUGGCCAUACGCUAGGACCCCUGUGAAAAUAAGUAGUUUUGAGUAGUUUUUCUGUACACAUAUAUAUACGUGUGAUUCUAUUUAGGAGGGGAAAGAUGAAAAAGCAGGGACAACAGGGAGGAAAUGAAGGCAGAGAAAUAUAGUUUCCUGUCCCAGGGUUGAGACAAUUCUAUUUUUCAUAUACUCAUUGCUCAUUAAAUAUUAAAGGAUUGAUUUGCUGAGAGAGUAGCUGAGAGUUCAAAAACAUCCUUGCAGAAUGAUUCAAAAGACAAAACCCAGGCUCAACUUACAGAAUGUUUUGGAGACUGGAAGUAAUGAUACAUUUCACUUCAGAAGCACUUGUAGGUACUUACUAGUGCUAAGUAUUAUGGUGAGCUAUCAUUAAAAUGUGCCGUCUUGGAUAAAGGCCUUUUGCCUGCUGUCUUCUGCCAUUUUGAUACCUCAAUAUUCACACCCAUAAAAAUUACUAAGCCCCAGUUCUAUCCUCGGAAGGAGUUGUUAUUCUGUUGUUCCCUUAUGCAAUUUUUAAUUCUAUGAUUGUUAAGUUUUUUUGAACUAAUGAUAGAUAGAAAUGCCUACUGAAAGAAAAAUAGAGACAAAUGUUAAAAUUGCCAUACAGACUGUUUUUCCCCCUGUUGUUUCACCUUAAAAUAAAAAGAAAUCCUUGAUUAAUCAGAA
Messenger RNA from Rhinopithecus roxellana (golden snub-nosed monkey), 3212 nucleotides. It is a transcript of the gene ST6GALNAC3, whose product is annotated as ST6 N-acetylgalactosaminide alpha-2,6-sialyltransferase 3. Gene Ontology annotation, biological process: ganglioside biosynthetic process; oligosaccharide metabolic process. Gene Ontology annotation, molecular function: alpha-N-acetylgalactosaminide alpha-2,6-sialyltransferase activity. The transcript has 5 exons. The record is from RefSeq and is a predicted model, not a curated record. The coding region runs from base 158 to 1075 and encodes 305 amino acids. NCBI's taxonomy places the organism in Eukaryota, Metazoa, Chordata, Mammalia, Primates, Cercopithecidae.